CUGAGCGCGCCUCUUCCAAUGGCUGCUCACCUGAGGGCUCGCUCGGCCCAAUCAGCUCGCAGCUCGUCCCUCUUGCCUUGUAUCCUUCAGUGAAAGAAUGCAAGUCCUCUUGGGAAAGUUUACCUGUAGGCGCCUUUUGGUUUUUGUUGCUUCCCGGCGCGGUGCCCUAAACGGCAGAGGGAGGGAGAGAGGGCAGGCAGGCGAGCCUAGCCAGUCUCCUUUUCACAUGCGAGGGGCGGGCAGAAGGGGGCUUUACCUGUCCCACUCCUACCUCCGCGGCUGGCUGAGGGAGAAGUAAGAGGGGGGGAAGAAAAGCAGAAUUACCAGUAGCUCUGGUUCUGCCGUCCCGGGCGCUCGCUUGCUCUCGCUCGCUCGCUCGCUCACGCGCACACACGCACACACACACCUUUACCUGCACAGACUUGAAAGUCCAGUUUCACCAGAGAGACUGAGGCAUCUGGAAAAGGGGAGAGAGUUCAUUGGAUCAAACAUGUCACAAGAGACGGACAAUAAAAACCGGCUUGUGACUGUGGUGCCAAGUGAUGCUCCAUUCAAUACCAGGAGGGCCUACACGAGCGAAGAUGAAGCCUGGAAAUCUUAUUUGGAAAAUCCCUUAACAGCAGCUACAAAGGCUAUGAUGAGCAUCAAUGGGGAUGAGGACAGUGCAGCUGCUCUUGGAUUACUGUACGAUUAUUACAAGGUUCCUAGAGAUAAAAGGGUGUUGUCUCUUAACAAAGUGAGUGAUAAUCAAGAAGACCAAGAUAAAAGAAGUUGCCUUUCCACCAGUGAAGCUCCGAGCAACUUGGCCAGCGGUGGGGAAAACAGAGUCCAGGUUUUGAAAACAGUGCCGGUGAACCUUUCUUUGAAUCAGGAGCAGCUGGAGGCUUCGAAAAGGGAGCAGUUCAAUUCCAGCGUAUCCGGAAGCCCCACUUCCAUUUCCGUGACGGGGGUGAUGGUGGUGAAAGCAGAAGAGUACACCCCUGUUUAUGUGGCUCCGUCGGCACAUUACGCAAGGGGAGAAAACGAGGAGCACCGGAGUGUUAUAUUUGAGCAUGCGCAUUAUGAGGUGCCCAGCAUCAUGCCUCAUUCAACCUACCUGAAAGACGACCAGCGGAGUACUCCCGAUAGCACUUACAGCGAAACUUUCAAAGAUGGAGGGGCAGAGAAAUACCGCAGUGGAUCUGCGGGGCCUGAGGAAUACAUUUACGAACAAACAGCCAACAGCACAUUCCGUUAUACUUUGGAAGCUACCAAAUCCCUGCGUCAGAAGCAAGGAGAAGGACCGAUGACGUACUUAAACAAAGGGCAGUUCUAUGCCAUAACUCUGAGUGAGAAUGGAGACAACAAAUGCUUCAGACACCCCAUCAGCAAAGUCAGGGUACGGCUGGUCUUUAUGAGAUUGGUAAUAGUGAUAUACAAAACACAAAAAUCUCAAUUUUACAAAAUGGUCUGUGAUCUGCUCUUUUUUGCAGCUGACUACAAGGAGAGCUUUAACACAAUCGGGAAUAUAGAAGAAAUUGCUUAUAAUGCCAUAUCUUUUACUUACGUCAAUGAAGAAGCAAAGAUUUUCAUCACGGUAAACUGCCUAAGCACAGACUUCUCUUCUCAGAAAGGAGUCAAGGGGCUUCCAUUGAUGAUCCAGAUUGACACGUACAGCUACAAUAAUCGCAGCAAUAAACCCAUUCACCGUGCCUUCUGCCAGAUCAAGGUUUUCUGUGACAAGGGAGCCGAGAGAAAAAUCCGGGACGAAGAAAGGAAGCAAAAUAGGAAGAAAGCAAAAGGCCAGCUGUCGCAACCUCCAUGUAGUAAUGCUGAAGGGAAACUCAACACCGUCCCACUCCAGAAGAAGAGCGACAUCACCUACUUCAAAACCAUGGCUGACCUGGACUCGCAGCCGGUUCUCUUCAUACCAGACGUUCAUUUUGGGAACCUGCAAAGGACUGGGCAGGCGUACUAUAACACAGAUGACGAGCGAGAAGGUAGCAUCUUGGCUAAAAGGAUAUUCCGGCCAGUAGAAGAAGACUUCAGCUCACCACCGCUGAAGCAAAUAAAAGAAGAAGGAACGAAAAGAGUGCUGCUUUACGUGAGGAAAGAGGCCGACGAAGUGUUUGAUGCCUUGAUGUUAAAAUCGCCCACUGUAAAGGGACUAAUGGAAGCAAUUUCUGAGAAAUACGGCCUUCCAGCUGAAAAGAUUACAAAGCUGUACAAGAAGAGCAAAAAAGGGAUUUUGGUAAAUAUGGAUGAUAACAUCAUUGAACAUUAUUCCAACGAAGACACGUUCAUCCUCAACAUGGAGAGCCUGGGGGAAGGCUACAAGGUCACGUUGACGGAAAUCUAGCCUAGAUCAGAACGCAGCCUAGUGAAGUCAUAGCAUUUCACCCUCAUCUUAAGGAAGGGGACCAUUCUUCUAAAGCCCUGAUGGCUCACGGAUGCCAAGAAGAGAGGCUGUUACAAAACUCCACUGGAAGCGAGGAAAGAAGCCCAGUUGUCCUUGACCGCUAACAUACCUCUACAAAGUUCCUUAUUUAUUGCUCCUCACGCUGCAAUCUGUACAUAGUCAGCAGACCGCGGACAUCGCCUCUCGCCCACCGCAAGGGAGAAACAGCGACUUUUUUAAAAGAAGAGUUAAUGUGGAAGAAAAUGAAAUUGUGGAAUUGCAUUAGAUUGCCUGGGACUUAAUAGUUAAAAUUGAACCUUUCAAGAAUAAAUGGCUUGAAGAUUUGAUCUUCUAAUCCAUGGCAAGGAAAGUGGCCGAUCAUGUUCACUGGUACAAAACCACCAGCAAACAAGUGUGUAGGUUAGCCAUAUCCUCCCCACCACAGGGCAAUUGAGGACUGUAAGUAAGGGACUCGGAUGGCGUGUCAUUUGUAAGUAAAGCACCAUCCAUUUUUAACCUUUGUAUAUAAUGUUUAUAAUAUGUAAUAAUAUAUUUUUCCUACCUGUGUGGAUGUGUUUACUGCCACUCUUGUUUCUUAUCCUGGGAUCAGAAGCUGAUAGGCAACUCUCGCUGAGGAGAGAGAUUCUGCCAUUAGCUGUUCAGUGACGUUUCCAUACCUUUUCUUGAGUGGCUUCUCCAGCAUCCGUAUUAGAAAGUUAACAUUCUCCUUCCAGUGGCACAUCCGACAUUUGCACCACAAGCUUGUGGGUCUCGUUCACUCUCCUGUGCUUAUUUCUGUGCAAGGAUACCCGCAUUGUCUUUCAGUUUCCGAAUUAUUUGUCUUCCGGUUUCUGAAAUAUUUAUGCUUUUUUUGCACCCUUGGAUUUCAUCCUUUGGUCUUCUGCAUCCUUGUUGGAUGAGACCCCCCCAUUUUCUGCAUGCAGCAAGAACUGAGGCAGCACCAAUACCACCAACACUCUCCUCCCUCCAUGCCUGCUUCCGACUCUGACUUUGGGCUUUCAGAAGAUAUGUCUCCAUUCAGCUCACCUCUUGCUUGGGAGCCUCUGGCAAACUGGAGCCAAGCCUAAACUGAGCCAGAAGGUCUUUUUUAUUAUUGUUAUUCAUAGCAAGUCAGAAAAACAUGAAACCGUAGAGCUGGAGGUCAUUGAGUCCAGCCUUUUGCUCCUUGCAGGAUCUGCAUGCAGCUUGCAAGGUGCAACUACAACAUCUGCAACAGAUGGAGGUCUUUGCUUCUAUCCUCCAGCAAAGGAGAACCCACCACUUCCUGAGGCAGCCUGUUCUGCAGCUUGUCCUAUUAGGAAGCUUUUUUCGAACGUUCAGCUGAAAUCCAGUUCCCUGCAAAUCCCACCCAUUGCUCCUAAUCCUGCCGUCCGGGGCAGCAACAGAGUUCAACUCUGCUCCCUCUUCUUCAUCACAGGUAUUUGAAGACAGCCAUCGUCUCCCCCCCUUAAUAGGUGGGUGGAUUUGGUUCAGCAAACACCGUUUGAGACCAGCUGAGCAGGUGCUUGCUGGUUUACCUUUUCUUUUUUAAAUGAAAUCAAUGACUAGCCAAGAUCCCCAUUCGCACAGUGCACAAAUUUCAGGCGCAGAUCUGGGGAUGCAAUCUGCAUGCAUGUGCACUAUUUGAAUGGUGCCAAGAAAGGGAAUGUGGACGCCUCUGGUCAUGGUGGGGGUGGGUGACAUGUGUCUUUCUAUCCCUCCCAUCCUCAGAAGAGCUGAUCUAGGGAACUGCAUCCCUGCAAUCCCAGGAAACCAGACAGGCAGGACAGUUUUGGUGCAGUUGGAAAAAGGAUGCAGCCUAUGCUCCCAUGCCCUGGUGACUCACCCCAGCUUCCCUGCCCCUUGUUCAGCUCCUUUAAUCUUUGCUGCCUCCGUUCCCUGCCCUUUUGACACUCCCCCAACCCACCUCACCCCUUGUUGCCAUUCCCUUGCCCAUUCAACUUCCCAGGAGUUGUGGCAGGAAUGGAAUAAAUGUCUUGGAUGAAUGGAUCCUCUGCUCAUUUCGUUGAACGUCCUUGUGCCCCCUGACGGGUCUCACUAGAAUGAUAAAUGUAAAAAUGUACAUACGCCUCCCUUGACUUUGGUCUGUACAUAUUACGUCCUGACACUAUAGACGUUGUUUUUGUAUGAUUAUAUUACUCAGCCUGUCUUCAUCGGUAUGUAGUAGACAUUUUUUUCAUUGCACUUCCACCAGUGGGGCUGCUGGGAAUGGCCAGAGGUUGGUAGCAAAACAUGGUUUGCUUGCAUAAGGUCAAAGAGUUGAUUGCCACUAUUUCCAGCAGUGCUUCCGACUGAAAUCCUGGAGACUUGCUGCCGGCCAGUGUUGGUCAGCCUUCUUCAACCAGGACUACAACUCUCAUCAUCCCUAAGGCAGCUAGGAAUGAUAGCACUUGCAAUCCAACAACACCUGGGAGCCUAAGAUUGAGGAACUGUAGAUACUGAGCAGCCGGACUCUGUUUAAGGCAGGCACCCCCAAACUUUGGCCCUCCAGAUGUUUUGGACUACAAUUCCCAUCUUCCCUGACCACUGGUCCUGUUAGCUAGGGAUCAUGGGAGUUGUAGGCCAAAACAUCUGGAGGGCCACAGUUUGGGGAUGCCUGGUUUAAGGCUUCUUUAAGGCAAUCCUGAGAUUAUGAAAUUGGAAUCUGAGAUGAAACCCUGUAAUUCGUUUAUUAACUUUGGGAAGCAAAUGUAGAAGUUCAAGCACUCCUUUGAUUGGGGCAGUCAGAGCUUCAAAGAGUGAGGUUCCUUGCUCAAGCAAAAUGGUGCUAUGGAGAUGAAUGUUUCUUAAAAGGUUUCUGGUAUGUAAAUUAACUUGACCUAAAUUUCAGGAGUGUUUGCUUCUGCAGAUGCUCUUUUAGCAGCUUAACCCUUUUCUAUUUCUUCAAAGUUUCAAAUGUUACAAGAAAAAUGCCAAACGCUGCAUUAUGAGAUACAUGCAUCUUUUAUUUUUUUAAAAAAGCUGUUUUGUUCAAUGGUUUUAAGGUCAAUUUAUUGUGGUCACAAUCUUGCAUUUCUGAGUUCCACCAAUAUUGAUUCUUAAAGGGGGAGAGAAGCCAGAACAGUUGUCCUAAAUCUGAACUGUAUGCAAAAUCCAUGAAAGAAUAAACACCCUCUUUAUUUGUGUAUACUUGAAUAAGCAUGUAUGUCCCUUGUAGUCAUGUAAAGCUAUGCUGACUGAUAUAUCUGAAGUGAAUAACAUGCUGAUUUAGCAUUGUUUCGGAAUCAAUUGAGCUUACAGAGCCAUUUUUACAGCAAACUGACAAUUCAGUGCCAAACUGCCUAGCAGGGUGAAGAUAAAGAAUUGCAUCCUUCUUCUUCUUUUUUAUGCCCAUCAUGGAGUGAUAGGUAAAAUUGCACCUGUUGAACAUCUCUUGGUGGCUGGCCAAGGCACAGCUCCCAAUGUUCUACGUAACCAUGGUGUUGCCAUGCAACCCAGAAAGAAAUAAUAACUUACCCCUUCUGUUCUGUGGUUUAGCACUUAAGCAUAAUGAUCACCCCAAAGCAAUCUAAAAGUGGGCUUUCAGACUUUGUUUUGGGGAGCCAAUGGGGUCCUUUAGAAGCUUGGGUAUCUUCAAGCAGUCCCCAAGGGCCAAUUUGGUAGCUGUCCUUCCAUUACUGACCUUCUCAAACAACGGGUAGCCUUAGAGGAAGAUCAGGUUUGUGCAAGGGUUCACUCUCACCGGCCUCAGAACCAUUUACUGGUGUUGAGGGGUAAAUCUUCACGAGUACCUUGGCAUGCCAGACAUUUUAGUAAGUGGAUUUCUAAAGGUGGAAAGUUUGAAGAAAGCCACAUACAAAAAUCACCCUUACUGCUGUCUUCUGAAAUAAAGCUCUAAACUGUGAAGACUGUGCCUAUUUUUGAGCCUGGCUGUGGCUGGUGCCCCCUUUAUCUAUCCAGAGAAGGUGCAGAGGAAUAUUGUUCUAUUUAAUGAGUUUAGCCCUCUGUGACUUUCUAGUCAAUAAUGGCUAGAAACUUACAUGUUUGUUUGUUUUUAGAGAGAGGAAAGAAAACUCCUAGCCCUAUAUAAUCUGCAUUUGUAUAAGAAUUGCAGUGGUAACACACUGACUAUCACAGGCUGCAAUUAUAUGUAGAUUUUCGGCUUGUCCAUCCACUGAUACAUUACUAAUAUUGACAUGGCUAUAACAAUUGCUAGGGUAAUAAGGCCUGCUUCAGUCCUCUUCCUAUACACACACAUUUUAAAUAAAUCACAUAGAGUCUACCUAGCCUACCAAUUCUUUAAAAAACAUAUUUUACUUUUGAUGGGCAUAAAAGAAGAGGGAGCUUUUACCAUCUUUCAUUGUUGCUAACAAAUGUCUGUUCCUAAACAUGAAUGACUUAGAUAUGUACACAGAAACAUGUGAUUUAUGAAUUAAGCCAUUUUCCCCAACACUUGGUCCUGUUGUUCUGAUCUCUGUAGACCCCUUGGAAAGUUGCAAAAUUAACAUAGCUGCUUGAAUUUUUAUUAUUAUUAGAGAGGAAACUGAAAAGCUGUUUUAAUGGAUUCAAUCAGCAGCAGCAUGCAGAACUGGAAAUGAAUAGACUUGUUUAAAGUUUUUAAAAGGGUGCAGCCAUGUAAAAUAUUUGUUUUUCUUGUAACCCUUCCCCUUCCCUGCCUCCCCUCAAUGUUUCUCCCAGUUUAGGGUGACAUGAUGCAAACAGGAGGAUUUGUUUGUGCCAAAAAAAAUCUGUGCAUAGUUCCCAUAGCUGGAAAGCUCAAAAGCUCCAUGUAUAAACACUGUGCGCUAUUUUACUCUAAGAAAACUAGUUUGUGUAACUUAAUAGUUUUUUUGUAAAUGGGAGAGGGAAAUCUAUAAACAUACAGGUUUAUUUUAUUUUUUGUACAUUUUUAAGAGAGAAAUAAAUAAAUAUUCGUAAGAUAUAACCACCUUUUCUUUUCUUACUGGUGUUUGAUAGAUUAUUCGGCUCCACAUUGAACCAUUUUGAAUAUUGACUUGCACUUUUGUGAUGGGGAACUUACUGAAUUUGCCACAUGGUCCUUUAUUAAGUACGGUAAAUGAAAGCUAAUCCUCCAGUGCAGGGUUGGGGGGCAUGUUGGGCCAGCCUUGGACAUGUUUGAGCCUGAAACACAAAAGUUAGGACCACCUGUUUGUGUGUGUGGGAGAGAGAGAGAGAGAGAGCGUGCGCGCACACGCACACACACACACACACAUGAGUAUAGGUACUGGAGUGGAAGAUUGGAGGCGAGAGAAAAUGUCCAUUCAUGACUUGGUAUCAAGCAAGUGCUUCACAUUAGUUAAUGCUUGCACCACUAGUUAGAGAGGUCGCUGUAUCUUCUCCUUGUCUUCUCACUCUUCUUGUACUUGAAGAAGAGGCAGCAAAAGCAAGGAGGAGGCAUGUAAGUGAGUUCUCACAUUCAACUCCCAUUUCUCCUUUCCCUCUUACGGAGCAAAUCAGCAAUUGCAUAUUGGCACAGUACUGAAAUUUCUACAGAUGACCUGGAUUUGAACCUGCUCAUGUGGGUGAUAUUGAACCAGCCCUCCUCUCUCUCUUCCUAACCUACGUCACAGGGUUGUUGAAAGGAUUUUAUUCUAUUUUUAAGAGGUAGAGGUAAGAACCAUGUCAGCUGCCCUGAGUUCUCUGGAGGAAGAGUGGGGUAAAAAUGUUAAUGAAUUCAUAAAUCAAUAAAUGUUGGUGCUGGCCUUUAAAGCCCUAAACGGUCUCAGUCCGUGAAGGAUUGUUUCCACCCCCAUCAUUCAGCCCAGACACUGAGGUCCAGCACCGAGGGCCUUCUGGCGGUUCCCUCACUGCAAGAUGUGAGGUUACAGGGAACUAGACAGAGGGCCUUCUCAGUAGUGGCGCCCGCCCUGUGGAAUGCCCUCCCAUCAGAUGUCAAGGAGAUGAAUAACUUUGACUUUUUGAUGACAUAUGAAGGCAGCCCUGUAUAGGAAAGCUUUUAAUGUUUGAUGUUUUAUUAUGCUUUUAUACUAUUUGUUGGAAGCCGCCCAGAGUGGGGCAACCCAGUCAGAUGGAUGGCGUGCAAAUAAUAAUAAUAAUAAUAAUAAUAAUAAUAAUAAUAAUAAUAAUAAUAAAUCAUCCAAGAAGAGGGGGCUUCACUGGCAUUGGCAGGGUCUGAAUCAUGGAGUUAUGCAGCUGUUUCCUCACAAUGGCUACUAUAUUCUUUGCCUCUCCCCCCCCCCCCCCCAAGAGAAAUGCAGUGGAACUUUCCAGAAAGCCUGGCUGCAGCAGAAUAUUUAUUAGAGGCAGUAACAUUUAGGGGCUUUAUGGAGGACUUUAUAUUUGCAAACCUCAGGUCUCAGCCAUACACUGGUUUUCAUAAAGAUUUGUUUGAGGUUAUGUAUUCAUAUAAGAAAACAGAAUAAUUAUCGUCGGGUGCAAUCAGUAAUUCCAGUAUGAAAAAGCACCGUGUCACAAAACAAGUUUACAAUACAAAAUUAUUCAAAAUCUAACAUUUAAAAACAAUAUUUGUUCAAUAAUACAGUAAAAAAAGUCUUAACUUUUUUCAAAACAAUACUGUUCAUAUGUUUGGCACUGUAAAAUACAUUGUCACAAAUGCAUCGCCCUCCUCUUCUUUUUUUAAACCAACACACUUUGCUGCUUUUAAAAAUAUUUAUGGGCUAUACUUGGCUACAAUUUUCACAUUUUAAAACAACAACAACAGACAUUGUGCCUGACCGUAGCAUGCAGUCCACAAGGGAUUACACCCAAGUGCAGAAACAGGUGAAUUAAACAAUAGGCCCACUCCAAAAAGUCUGGAUCCAAACUUCCUAUAGGUUGAGCAUGGGGGCACUUUGAGGUCCCCACUUCACAGUCCCCCCCCACCUUCGCCGCUCCAUAAUAUGCAUUCCUUUGAUGCAAGUCCCACUGAAUAAGUGUGCAUAGGAUUGUAGCCUUAAAGGUGCUUCAUUUUGAUUUGGAUCCUGCCCAUUGUAAAUACUGCCUCUUGUCUGAUAAGGAUGACAGAUUAAAAAAUACUUAAUUUAGGAACCUGGGUUGAUUUAAAAAAAACACCGUGUAUGGCAACUUUGCAUGUCAAAAGUUAACAUGGUGAUAACCGAGCAAACAUCUCAGAAAUGUUACACUGGGCAAAACACCCUGGACAACCCUUUUUAAAUGGGUUGGGUUCAUACUUAAGUCACACUUAGAGUAGACUCACGUUUUUCAGGGGGUCUACUCUUAGCAUGAUUGGUUGGGACAGCACAGUAAGUCUGCAUUCAAUUCUUAAAGAUCUUACGGUUUUCCCAUGGGCAUCUGAUUGGCCAGUGUCUGAUCAGGAUACUGGACUACAAGGGCCGGUGGCCUGAUCCAACAGACUCUUACGUUCUUAUGGGGGAUGCCGUUGAAUGAAGCUAGGCUUGGCGCCAUUACAUGCCCCCCUCAGGCAGCUGCUGAGAUCCCCAGCAAUUCAGCAGACUUCACAAGCCUUGGUCCCAGCAGGACUGCCUCUUCCUUUAGCCCUUCUUCCCGCCCUUGUUCUACGAACCCGCCUCAUACCGUAGUCCACAGUGCCCUAGAGCAGCCCUUCCCCAGAUAUUGUGGAACUACAGUGCCGAUCAUUCAUGACUAUUGGCCAUGCUGGCUGGGGCUGAUGGGAGCUGAGGUCCAACAACAAGGUCAGAAAAGGCUGUCCCAAAGCAUUGUGGGAAAUUGACAAGGGUGGCUGGUUCCCAGUCUCAGCUACUGCCACAAGCGAAACCUAGAGCCAAAGCCCCAUGGACAGGGACCUCCUCUAAUUUUGAGCAAAGCAGUGGUGUCGCCCUACCAUGCAAGAUAGGAGGAGUCCAUGAAAAUUACCAUGUUUGGGGAACAAAAUGUUCUCCUGGCAGCAACCCCUGAGCAGCAAAGAGCAGGUGUGGUUUAAAACACACACACAC
Zootoca vivipara (common lizard) is the source of this 10254-nucleotide messenger RNA. NCBI's taxonomy places the organism in Eukaryota, Metazoa, Chordata, Lepidosauria, Squamata, Lacertidae. The record is from RefSeq and is a predicted model, not a curated record.